Molecule: messenger RNA, 1702 nt
Organism: Ricinus communis (castor bean)
Lineage: Eukaryota; Viridiplantae; Streptophyta; Magnoliopsida; Malpighiales; Euphorbiaceae
Exons: 3
Coding region: 286-1563 (425 amino acids)
Source: RefSeq, a predicted model, not a curated record
CAGAAAGUAUACCACGUUAGAAGAGUGGCUAAUGGUCGGUUGGUACGUAAUAUGUUUUUCUUUUUUUUUUUUCUUGUCCCUGUAGCUGCCAAAACACAGAAUACACUUAUACUACAAACGCAUCUCUCUCUCUCUGCCUUUCAAUCCAAGUCUUUUCUCUCUUUUCUUUUCUACUCAAAACCUCUCAAACUUAGAAGCGAGAAAAGAGAACCCAAAUCUCUUUUGAAUCUUUCCGUGCCAGGAACAUCAAGAAAGUGAAUCUUUUCUUUUCUUUUUUGGUUUCUGAUGAGGAAACUUUGUCCUAAUUUUGAUAGAGAAGAUGGGUUGGACACAGUCCUUGAGGUUCCAAUCCCAGAGGAGAUGUUUGGUUCUAACAAGAAUGGGAACAGGUCAUGGCAGAAUAUGAAAGCUUGGAUAAGACCGCAGACAGAUAAAUCCAUUGCUAAUUUAUUUGGUGGUAAGAAUACAGAGAUCCAGCUCUUGCUUGGUGUUGUUGGUGCUCCUUUGAUCCCUCUUCCUAUUCGUUGUGAUCAUCAGUUCAUCAAUCGUAAUAUGAAAGACGAACCUAUUGAGGCAUCAAUGGCGAAAUACAUAGUGCAACAAUAUAUAGCAGCAGUUGGAGGGGAGGGGGCAUUGAAUUCAGUAGACAGCAUGUAUGCAAUGGGAAAGGUGAGAAUGGCGGCAUCAGAAUUUUGUGCAGGAGAAGGGAGCUUAAACAAUAAGGUGUUGAAAGUAAAGAACAUGAGAAAUGGAGGUGGAGAGAUGGGAGGUUUCGUUCUAUGGCAGAAAAGGCCUGACUUGUGGUGCUUAGAGUUAGUGGUUUCUGGCUGCAAAAUUAGUGCUGGUAGUGAUGGCAAGGUUGCUUGGAGGCAGACCCCUUGGCACCAUUCCCAUGCUUCUAGAGGCCCACCCAGGCCCCUCCGCCGUUUUCUUCAGGGUCUUGAUCCAAAGUCCACAGCUAACUUAUUCUCCAACUCCAUUUGCGCUGGUGAAAAGGCGAUCAACGGUGAGGAUUGUUUCAUAUUAAAACUUGAAGCUGAAACCUCAUCACUAAGAGCAAGAAGCACAAGCAAUGUAGAAAUGAUAAGGCACACAGUUUGGGGUUACUUCAGUCAAAGAACUGGCCUGUUAGUCCAGUUAGAAGACUCUCAUCUUUUGAGAAUUAAAGCUUCAGGAAAUGACAGCAUUUUCUGGGAGACAUCAAUGGAGUCCACAAUUCAUGAUUAUAGGACUAUUGAUGGCAUUAACAUCGCACAUGGGGGCAGAACCUCAGUUUCAUUGUUUAGGUUUGGUGAGAACUCAGAAAGCCAUUCAAGAACAAGAAUGGAAGAAGUCUGGACUAUUGAAGAAGUUGACUUUAACAUAAAAGGGCUGUCUAUGGAUUGCUUUUUGCCCCCUAGUGACUUGAAGAAAGACGGAGAAGAAAGUUAUGUUGUUACUGGUAAUGCAAAAUUACCAUUGAAGAUGAGAUCAACUUCUACUAGGAUUAGUUCAUCCAAGGUUGUUGCCAUCGAUGUUGAUGAUUCGGAUAAUAGUGACGAUGAAGACCUUGAUGAAUAUUGAACUUCUUGUAAAUUUGUUUUCCCCAUUUUGUAAAUAUGAUAUCAUAUAUUUACCUCACCUACUCAUGAGGUCCUUCUGGAUUUGAGUUAAUUAGGUAAAAUAUAAUUAUAAAGCUUGUAAGGUCGAGCUUUUUAUUUAA